Messenger RNA from Chlorocebus sabaeus (green monkey), 4209 nucleotides. It is a transcript of the gene BDKRB2, whose product is annotated as bradykinin receptor B2. NCBI's taxonomy places the organism in Eukaryota, Metazoa, Chordata, Mammalia, Primates, Cercopithecidae. Gene Ontology annotation, cellular component: external side of plasma membrane; membrane. The record is from RefSeq and is a predicted model, not a curated record. Gene Ontology annotation, biological process: cell chemotaxis; calcium-mediated signaling; G protein-coupled receptor signaling pathway. Gene Ontology annotation, molecular function: C-C chemokine binding; C-C chemokine receptor activity; bradykinin receptor activity.
CGCAAACGUGGAAAUCUUCCAAGAGCCUUGCUGGGCCCCAGGGCUCAGAGGGUGGCAGAGCGGAGAGCAAAGGUGACCGCAGCCACCCUGGCCCCACAGGCAGCCUGGCUCGGGCUGGGCAGUAGAGCAGAGCUCGGCUGGAGGCGGAGGGGGAAGUGCCCAGGAGGCUGAUGACAUCACCACCCAGCCCUUGAAAGAUGAGCUGUUCCCGCUGCCACUACAGCUCUGGCCUCUGGGCUCCAAGGAGGGGCGGAGACGGUGGGGACAUCAGGCUGCCUCGAAGUACCCAGGGAGUGACUGAAGUGCCCAUGCUGCUUGCUCCGGAGAAGCCCAGGUGUGGCCUCGCUCACAUCCCACUCUGAGUCCGAAUGUUCUCUCCCUGGAAGACACCAAUGUUUUUGUCUGUUCGUGAGGACUCCGUGCCCACCACGGCCUCUUUCAGCGCCGACAUGCUCAAUGUCACCUUGCAAUUGCCAGCUCUUAACGGGACCUUUGCCCAGAGCAAAUGCCCCCAAGUGGAGUGGCUGGGCUGGCUCAACACCAUCCAGGCCCCCUUCCUCUGGGUGCUGUUCGUGCUGGCCACCCUAGAGAACAUCUUUGUCCUCAGCGUCUUCUGCCUGCACAGGAGCAGCUGCACGGUGGCAGAGAUCUACCUGGGGAACCUGGCCGCAGCAGACCUGAUCCUGGCCUGCGGGUUGCCCUUCUGGGCCAUCACCAUCUCCAACAACUUCGACUGGCUCUUUGGGGAGACGCUCUGCCGCGUGGUGAAUGCCAUUACCUCCAUGAACCUGUACAGCAGCAUCUGUUUCCUGAUGCUGGUGAGCAUCGACCGCUACCUGGCCCUGGUGAAAACCAUGUCCAUGGGCCGGAUGCGUGGCGUGCGCUGGGCCAAGCUCUACAGCUUGGUGAUCUGGGCAUGCACGCUGCUCCUGAGCUCACCCAUGCUGGUGUUCCGGACCAUGGAGGAGUACAGUGACGAGGGCCACAACGUCACUGCUUGCGUCAUCAGCUACCCAUCCCUCAUCUGGGAAGUGUUCACCAACAUGCUCCUGAAUAUCGUGGGCUUCCUGCUGCCCCUGAGCGUCAUCACCUUCUGCACGAUGCAGAUCAUGCAGGUGCUGCGGAACAACGAGAUGCAGAAGUUCAAGGAGAUCCAGACAGAGAGGAGGGCCACGGUGCUGGUCCUGGUUGUGCUGCUGUUAUUCGUCAUCUGCUGGCUGCCCUUCCAGGUCAGCACCUUCCUGGACACGCUGCAUCGCCUCGGCAUCCUCGCCAGCUGCCGGGACGAGCACAUCAUUGAUGUAAUCACACAGAUCGCCUCCUUCAUGGCCUACAGCAACAGCUGCCUCAACCCACUGGUGUAUGUGAUUGUGGGCAAGCGCUUCCGAAAGAAGUCUUGGGAGGUGUACCAGGGAGUGUGCCAGAAAGGGGGCUGUAGGUCAGAAUCCAUUCAGAUGGAGAACUCCAUGGGCACACUGCGGACCUCCAUCUCGGUGGAACGCCAGAUUCACAAACUGCAGGACUGGGCAGGGAGCAGACAGUGAGCAAACGCCAGCAGGGCUGCUGUGAAUUUGUGUUAAGGAUUGAGGGACAUUUGCUUUUCAGCAUGGGCCAAGGAAUGCCAUGGGGACAUCCAUGCAUGACCUUGGGAAAUGAGUGGGUGUCUCCAGUAAAACACAGGAGAAUAAUUCCUGCCCUGCCCAAUUUUGCAGGGAGCAUGGCUGUGAGGAUGGGGUGAACUCAUGCACAGCUGAGGACUCCAUAAACACGACAGCAUUACUGUUCUUAUUUGCUGCCACACCUGAGCCAGCCUGCUCCUUCCCAGGAGUGAAGGGGGCCUGGGGACAGGGACAGGAGUGACUGAGCUUCCCUCCCACAUGGUGUCCCUCCCUGCCCCAGCAAGACAACUUGGAUCUCCAGGAGAACCACCAUCCAGCUUUGGUGCAAUGGCUGAGUGCACAAGUGAAUUGUUGCCCUGGGUUUCUUUAAUCCAUUCAGCUAGAACUUUGGAGGACAAUUUCUUGCAUUAAUGAAGGUUAAGCCCUGAGGGGUCCCUGAUAAGAGCCUGGAGACCAGGAUUCUGUGGCACCCCUCACUGAUGGACAAGGUAGUCUGUGCCAAAGAAGAAUCCAAUAAGCACAUAUUGAGCACUUGCUGUAUAAGCAGUAUUGAGCACUGGAGGCAAGAGGGAAGAAAGAGAAGGAGCCAUCUCCAUCUUGAAGGAACUCAAAGACUCGACUGGGAAUGACUGGGCACUGCCACCACCAGAAAGCUGUUAGAUGAGAUGGUUGAGCAGGGUGCUGUGGGUGAUAUGGACAGCAGAAAUGGGGAGCCCAAGGUUCCAGCUCAACCAAUAACUAUUGCACAACCACCUGUCCCUGCCUCAGUUCCCUCUUCUGUAACAUGAAGUCGUUGUGAGGAUUAAAGGCAGUAACAGGUAUAAAAGUACGUUGAAAAGCAAAGGGUGCUAUGUACAUGUGAGGCAUUAUUAUGCACAUGUAACUGCGAUAUGUUUACUAUAAGGAAAAGACACUGAGGUUUAGAAAUAGCUCCGUGGAGCAGAAUCAGUAUUGGGAGCCGGUGGCAGUGUGAAGUACCAGUGUCUGGCACACAGUAGGUGCUCAUUGGCUCCCUUCCACCUGUCCUCCCCACCACCCUGAGCCCCCGACUGCCACACACACAUGAGCAUUUGGGGAGAAGGCCAUGUCUUCAAAGUUUGAUUUGUGAUGAGGCAGAGGAAGAAAUUUCUAAUCGGUCUUGCCCAGAGGAUCACAGUGCUGAGACUCCCACUGCCAAUGGGUACCUGGGGAGGGGGAGAGUGCAGGCCUGCUCAGGGACUGUUCCUCUCUCAGCAACCAAGGGAUUGUUCCUGUCAAUCAAUGGUUUAUUGGAAGGUAUCCCAGUACAAGCCCUAGAAGAGUGUGAGUAGGAAUGGCAAUGGCAUUCACCAUCAGCAGUGCCAGGGCAGCACUCAUUCACUUGAUACAUGAAUAUUUAUUAGCUGGUUGGAGAGCUAGAACCUGGAGGGCUAGAACCUAAAGAAGCUAAAAUCUGGAAAGGCUAUAACCUGGAGAGCUAGAAGCUGGAGGGCUAGAACCUGGAGGGAAAGAACCUGGAAGGCUAGAACCUAGAGAAGCUAAAACCUGGAGAGCUAGAAACUGGAGGGCUAAAACCUGGAGGGCUAGAAUCUAGAGAGCGAGAACCUGGAGAACUAGAACCUGAAGGGCUAGAACCUGAAGGGCUGAUAUCUGGAAGGCUAGAACCUGGAGGGCUAGAACCUGAAUGGCUAGAAUCUGGAGAGCUAGGAUCUGGAGGAUUAGAACCUGAUGUGCUAGAACCUGGAGAGCUGGAACCUGAAGGGCUAGAACUUAGUCUAGAACCUAGAGAGCUAGAACCUGGAGGGCUAGCACCUAGAAGGGCUAGAACCUGGUGGGCUAGAAUGUAGAAGGGCUAGAACCUGGAAAGCUAGAACCUGGAGGGCUAGAAUCUGGAAAGCUAGAAUCUGGAGGGCUAGAACCUGGAGAGCUAGAACCUGGUAGACUAGAACCUGGCAGGCUAGGACCUGGCGGACUAGAACCUGGCGGGCUAGAACUUAGACGGGCUAGAACCUGGAGGGAAAGAACCUGGAGGGUUAGAACCUAGAGAAUGAGAAAAAUUUACAUGGCAAAGAGCCCAUAAAUCCUGACCAAUUCAACUCUGAAUUUUAAAGCAAAAGUGUCAAAAAAAGAUUCCCUCCUUACCCCCAACCCACUCUUUCUUCCCACCACCCACACCCCUCUGCCCCAAUAAAUACCUGGAGAAAGAAAACAGGUGAAAGAAGAAGUAAAAACCAUUUAGUAUUAGAAUGAAGUCAAACUGUGCCAUACAUGAUGAAUGAAGAGAAAAAAAAAAGAGGCUAUGUUUUGUCACACAGGGCAGUCAUUCAUCAGCAGAGCACGUGAUGGUCUGAGACUCUCUUAGAAGCAGAGCUCUAUCCCAAUGGCCAUGUGGGGAUCCACACCUGGUCUGAGGGGCAACUGAGUCUGCAGGAGAAGAGCUGCCCUGUGCAUGGUGUAGAUGCCCUGAUAAAGAACAUCUCCCCUGUGAAAAACUCAAAGAGCUGUUAUGUUGUAAACGGGAAGCAUUUCACAUCCGAAUGAGAAAAUGGAUGAAUCAUGUAAACAUGUGUCUUUUCUGUACUGCAUAAUAAAUGGAUGAGGUUUUUGCAUA